Dibothriocephalus latus is the source of this 576-nucleotide messenger RNA. Lineage: Eukaryota; Metazoa; Platyhelminthes; Cestoda; Diphyllobothriidea; Diphyllobothriidae. The record is from the annotation of a GenBank genome assembly.
AUGACUGACCAGGUCAAAGCCCUAGUCAUCGAUAACGGAGGCAAGGCCGGCUUCGCCGAUGGUGACUCUCCCCGAGCCGUCUUCCCUUCCAUCGUCGGUCGACCUCGCCAACAGAGUAUCAUGGUCGGCAUGGGCAACAAGGACAGCUACGUCGGCGCUGAGGCACAAUCAAAAAGAGGCAUCCUUUCACUCAAGUACCCUAUCGAGCAGCACCCAGUUCCACUGACAGAGGCUCCACUGAAUCCUAAAGCCAACCGCGAGAAGAUGACCUCCAUCAUGUUUGAGACCUUCAACUGCCCGGCUAUGUACGUCGCCAUUCAGGCCGUCCUCUCCCUAUAUGUCUCUGGUCGUACCCCUGGCAUCGUCCUAGACUCGGGUGAUGGUGUCAGCCAUUUCGUUCCCAUCUCCAAUGGUUAUGCCCUGCCCAAUGCCAUUCUCUCUCUUGAACUGGCUGGUCUUUGGAUGGGCGGCUCAAUCCUGGCAUUCAUGUCCUCCUUCCACCAGAUGUGGAUCACUAAGCAGGAAUACGACGAAUCCGGCCCACAAAUCGUUCAUCGCAAAUGUUUCAAUUAUUGA